GGCGUUUGUUUCGGGUGUAGUGGGCAGGGAAAGUGGCUUAUCUGGCGGAGGUGGAACGCAUGAGAGAUGAUGAGACGGCUAGAGACCAUUGGUGCAGAUGGCGAUCAAGAGAUCGUGGAGGCUGUGCUCGGAGGGGAUGCUGUCUUGCAGCCUUCGGGUGGGGGACCUAUUUCACCACAUCCGCCGACGUCGCUGCCACACAUGACCCCUGACCGCCCUGCUGCAACACACCAUGCCACUCUCCCACCAUCCCCGAUCAUUAUGGGACAUGCUGAUGUUCCACCUGUAUCUGCAUCGCCUCCUGGACCAUGCGGCUCGUCUGCGUCUCAUGCUCCUGUUACCUCAGAGGCAGGAGGUUCAGGCACGAUGGACUCGGAGUCGCAGGUUGUGUGCGACGUUGUACUGGGACUUAUGGCACCCAGAGGUGCGGAGGUGGAGCAGAUGUUGCAGACACAAAGGAGCCACACUGUCCCAUACAGGGUGCCCAUUCACGUGCAGCCCAUCUCGGAUGAGGUUCCUAUUGGAGACAUGACACGAGGCGACGUGGAGGAGCCGGGAGGGCACGGAGCAGAGGGCAAGUCGCGAGCGGAUCUUCACACGACGGGCUCCGCCUCCGACACGCAGGUGGUAGUGGCAUACGAGGAGAGGGCGGGUGUGGUGGAUCCGUUGCCGGACACCCCUACAGGCCAUGACGGAUGUCCUGGUGUCUAAGACGCAUCGACGCCAGCUUACACCCAUGUCAGCCCUAUAUAUAAAGGAUCCUCCGGGAGCUUGGAGCGUGAGGAGGCGUAGUCAGCGAGGAUU
This is a messenger RNA of Chara braunii, 804 nucleotides long. The record is from the annotation of a GenBank genome assembly. Lineage: Eukaryota; Viridiplantae; Streptophyta; Charophyceae; Charales; Characeae.